This is a messenger RNA of Camelina sativa (false flax), 981 nucleotides long. The record is from RefSeq and is a predicted model, not a curated record. NCBI's taxonomy places the organism in Eukaryota, Viridiplantae, Streptophyta, Magnoliopsida, Brassicales, Brassicaceae.
AUGAGUCUUGGAACAUUACAUAGGCGUAAGAAAGAAGGAGCUAUUCGACGUCAUACCAAUCCGAUCAAACCACAUUUGAAGGAAGCAAAUCUGAAAGGUAGACUAGAAUUUUGCAUUUCUAUGCUCGAUAAGAAUACUCUACCUCAUGAACCGAAGUUUGUUGAUAUGUACAAUAUUGUGCAUAUCGAUGAAAAGUGGUUUUAUAUGACGAAGAAGACCGCGAAAUAUUAUCUACUUCCGGUUGAAGACGAUCCACAUCGUACAUGCCAAAGUAAGAAUUUUAUUGGGAAAGUAAUGUUUCUAGCGGCGAUGGCUCGUCCAAGAUUUGAUGAGGAAGGAAAUGAGGUAUUUUCUGGAAAAAUUGGUAUCUUUCCAUUUGUUACUUUGGAAGCAGCUAAGAGGCGGAGUAAGAAUAGAGAUGCAGGAACUUUGGAACUAAAAGCAUCAACUUCUGUUAAGAGGGAGGAUAUAAAGGCAUGCUUGAUUGAAAAAGUUCUUCCCAAAAUUUAUGAAAAGUGGCCAAGAGAAGAUAGGGGAAAGACUAUUUUUAUCCAACAAGACAAUGCGAGUACACAUAUCGCAUGCUCGGAUACAGAUUUUCAAGAAGUAGCGUCAAGAUAUGGCUUUGACAUACAGUUGAAGUCUCAACCACCGAACUCGCCAGAUCUAAAUAUUUUAGAUCUUGGAUUUUUUAGUGCCAUUCAAUCGCUGCAACAUAAAGCAUGUCCAAAAACCAUAAAAGAUCUUGUUUGUGCGGUAGAAGAGUCAUUUGAAAGGUAUCCUACAAAUCACGUAAACCGUAUCUUUUUGACUCUUCAAUCUUGUAUGCUAGAGAUCAUGAAAGUUGUAGGAUCAAACAAGUACAAGAUACCGCAUAUGAAGAAAUCUACAUUGGAAAGAAAUGGUCUUCUUCCCAAACAAUUAAGUUGUGAUGCUAUGUUGCUGGAACAUGUGUUGAACAUUCUCAGGUCGUCAAAUUAG